UAUGAGGUACAGACGUGUACGAAGUGAUGAAGCAAGACAUAGCAAGAUUCGACACAUCUGACUACCCUAAGGACAACAAGUUCGGGAUGCCACACCAGAACAAGAAGGUUCUCGGCGUGAUGAAGGAUGAGUGCGCUGGCAACGUGAUGGUGGAGUUUCUGGGCUUGCGCAGUAAGAUGUACUGUGUGCGCAUCGAUGGCCAGGACCCAAUCAAGAAGGCGAAGGGCGUCAAGGGCACUGUGGUGAAGAAUAAGAUGGACUGCAAGGACUAUCAUCGCUGCCUUUUCGAUCGGGAGAUCCUCGUCCGCCAGCAGCAGAACAUCCGCUCAAGGAGGCACGUCGUCACCACGGAGAAGCAGGAGAAGGUCGCACUCAGCCCCCACGACAACAAGCGCCAUCUGGUGAUUGGUGAGACCGACACCCUACCGUGGGGGCAUUACAGUCUUCGGACAUGCGAGGCGGCAUUGGCAGAGGGCGCUAAGAUCUGCCCCUGCAACGAGGAGGAGCCGGCAAGCAAGAGACCGAGGUUGAUAUAGAUGCUGAAUGAGUAGGAGAAGAAGAAACGGAGAGGUAGUUAUAAGUUGGUUGUACCUCACGGGUGGGGGCGUGGUUGGGACCCCCACCACACCGAACAACAAGUUUUUACUCGUUCGAGCUCUCUGCUUGCUCUGACCUGCUUACAGCUCUCCAAUUGGUCAAGCGGCGGUGGCGGCUCCAGUAGUCAUAGUGGGGAGAUCUAUACAUAAGGCUGCGAGGCAGACUGCAGAGAUCAUUCUCACCAGUCGACUGACGAGUGAACAUCACCAAGUAUUCUCCUCGCAGAAAACGAUCCUCGCAGAAGACGCAUCCUCGCAGAAGACGAUCCUCGUAGAAGACGCAUCCUCGCAGAAGACGCAUCCUUGCAGAAGACGCAACCUUGCAGAAGAUGGAUCUAUCAGCAUUCAACAAGGUGGCUUCUGGGGGCUUUCUCCCGACGAAAAAGGUUGUGGAGUUAGAGAAGGAUCAUUCCUACCUAGUGACAUCUUUGAAAACAGUGAAAACCAGAUAUGGUCCACACGUAUUGUAACUCUAGAUGAGGAGUUCCAAAUAUUCCUUCCAGGACGAGUAUCAUCCGCUCUCAACAAGGAUGAGACUUUGUUCAAUCAGCUAAGUGAAGCUGCGAAUAAGCUCAAGUUGAACAUAACCUAUCUUGGAGAUAACAGCGUGCAGUUUGAUAACGCUUAAGCGGGUAAAGAAACGGAGAGGUAGUUACAAGUUGGUGGUACCUCACGGGUGGGAGCGUGGUUGGGGCCCCCACCACACCAAAAAACAA
Molecule: messenger RNA, 1312 nt
Organism: Nasonia vitripennis (jewel wasp)
Lineage: Eukaryota; Metazoa; Arthropoda; Insecta; Hymenoptera; Pteromalidae
Exons: 2
Coding region: 27-536 (169 amino acids)
Source: RefSeq, a predicted model, not a curated record